AAUUUACACUUUUAAUUUAUGCAUUGCAUGCCUUAAUUUGCAGGACAACAGAUGGGUGGAUCUGCAUAAGGAAAACAACAAAAGGAUUCUAAUCUUUCCCGCCUCCUCUCCCUCCCUCCCUCUCCAUAUUUGCUGCUUUUGAAAGAACUCCAAUGGCUGCCAGGGUCUGGAACCAGGUCCCAGGUGCAGCCUACUGGGGGACUCUCCCACCUCAAGCCUCAACCACUUCAGUUGGUCUGCAACCGCUGGAAAGAUCCCGUGCAUUUUCUACCCCACCUCAAAUGUCCGAGUCUAAAAAAGCCGCACUGCCAAUGUCUCGCUCCAGAAACUUCAGUCUCAAUUUUUAUGAUUUAGCAGUCGAUGAUUCGCAUGAUGAGGAAGAGCUCAAGCGUUGGAUUAAAGAAGACCCCAGCAGAGGAGCAAUAAGAGUUUAUCAACCAGGAUCUACUUACUCUGAGCUCACACAAUGCGACACUGAGACCCAUGCUGAAGUCAUAAUGUCGAAAUGUGUCACUAGCAAUUUGUAUGUUUAUUAUGCUGGGCACUCUUCCGAGCCUCUGGGAUACGAUGAUUGCCCGUUAAAGAUUCAAAAUAAGUUUCUCAAAUCCCUGGGCUAUGAUGACCCUGAGAGGAUACAGUUUGAAGGGACAAGAGAUGAUCUGCUGUACAUGUUCAAGUUUGUAGCUGGCAGAGAAGAGAACAAAGCAGACGAGAGGGUUCAACUAACAUGCACUGUCAAAUUCAAAGAGUCCAGCCCGUUCAGUUUCUGGUCUAAGAGAUUCUGUGUUCUGUGCGGCUGUCAGCUCCAUGUCUUCUCGUCCAGCACUCCUAAAGGGAAACCCUCUCUCACUCUUGAUCUUGCUGGUGGUAAUGUCAUUGAGUAUGAGACAAAGAAGCACUUGUACUGCGUUCAGAUCAUGUCUUCUAAGAAGACAGUUUUCCUCUCUUUUGAUAGUCGCUAUGAUCAGUCAGUCUGGCUUAAGAGAGCAGCAAAGGUUGUCACUAAGCAUCCAUUAGAAGCUGAUCUCUCUCGCUGUAGCCUUAACCGACUACCAAAAUACCUCUUCCUCAAUAAGAAUCUUGCUGCUCUUAAUCUCUCUCACAAUUUCAUGCUUGAGCUGGUUGAAGAUUCUUCGGUAGCAUACCAACCCGAAGGCUGGAUCAAUGAUAUUUAUCGCUUCUCAAAUCUCAAGAUCCUCUCCCUCAGUGACAAUAAUUUGGUUCACUUCCCAGUGUCUGUAUGUAACAUAGUGACACUAUCAGAACUGGAUCUCUCUUGCAACAAGAUAAGAGUUAUACCACAGGACAUACAGAAGCUAAAAAAGUUAGCUACUCUGCUGUUACAUUCUAAUCUCAUAUCCACACUACCUUAUCAUCUGAACAAUCUUCAAAGACUAACAACACUUGUGAUUGCAUUCAACAGGUUCAAGUCAGUCCCACACAUUGUGAAAGAGUUGGAGUCAUUGAGGAUCUUAAUAGCAGCAGGAAACAGCAUAGUUUCAAUUCCAGAGGACAUCAACAGGAUUCAGACGCUACAAAUAUUAGAUCUAAGAAUGAACCACAUAUCAACAAACAUACCCUCAACACUGCCUGAGCUGCUGAUCUUCUUCACUCUUAACUUACGAGGAAAUGAAAUGACUGAGUUUGAUAUGAGACGAGCCAAGAACCUUCACGUUGUCAAUUGCUCUGAUAACCUCAUCAAGACUCUCUCACUGCAUAAAGGACGAGUGAGCAUGAUCAACGCUAGGAAUAACUGUAUAUCCAAGCUCACUGUUGCAUCAACGUCGCUUAGUCUGACAUCACUUGAUGUGUCAAGAAAUGAUUUGUCAGUACUCCCGGAAGCACUUUCCAAGCUUGUGAAUUUGGAGAAACUUGUUCUGAGUUACAACAGAAUAUCAGCCCUCCCAAAAAAUCUUAUGUUGAGGCUCCAGAAGUUGAAGGUUCUUCAAGUUAGUAACAAUGCUCUAGUCUCAUUACCAGUCAUUGGGGAUAAUUGUGUCGUUGAGUUACUUGACGUACACUCCAACAAACUUCAUUUCUUACCUGAAAACCUCUUCACUCAUUGCCCAAGGUUGCUUCAGCUCAAUGUUUCUAAUAAUCCGAUAAUGUCGAUACCUUCUCCUUUGAAGAAGCAAUCUCAGAGUAAGCCACACCCACUGGUGGAGCUAAGAGCUUGUAACUGCUCACUGACUGGAGGCAGCAUCAAAUCAAUCAUCAGUUUGAAGAAGCUCAAGGCGCUACACAUUGCUUAUAAUUCAAUCAAUGAACUACCUCCAGAGUUAUUCACUUCUCUCUCUGAGUUAGAGUAUCUCAACAUUUCGUCAAAUAAACUUGAGACGAUACAAGAACCUCCUCACUCCUGCCCUCGUCUGGUCUGCCUCUUAUUGCACUCUAAUAGUUUAAAGGAGAUUCCUCCAUUCCCUUUAAUGCCAGCAGUGGAGACACUUGAUUUAUCAUGUAAUGAGCUACAAACAAUGCCACAAGUAAGGAUCAUACACAUGUACAUUGUGUAUACCUGGUACCGGUAUGUGUGA
Messenger RNA from Amphimedon queenslandica, 2534 nucleotides. Its product is annotated as PH domain leucine-rich repeat-containing protein phosphatase 2-like. The record is from RefSeq and is a predicted model, not a curated record. Gene Ontology annotation, molecular function: protein binding. The coding region runs from base 153 to 2534 and encodes 793 amino acids. Gene Ontology annotation, cellular component: cytoplasm. The transcript has 13 exons. NCBI's taxonomy places the organism in Eukaryota, Metazoa, Porifera, Demospongiae, Haplosclerida, Niphatidae.